CCCAUCUCCCUCCCUCCUUCCCCCCUCGCUCUCUCCCACCCACGCCACCUGCCCUUGAGUCUUAGCCGCCGUUAGAAUAGCAGAGCAGCUGGAAUCCUCUGCUUCUUCACAGACUACAGCCACUGCCCUCUCCCUCUGUACUCUCUUUUCAUCUUCCAGCCUGUUACAUCCUCGUCCUCUCCACAUGCCUGCAGGGCUUUAUCUUCUUCUGCCGGACUGACCCGUGAUAGGAUGGGAGGUGCCGGUGCCAGCUCUGUGUGGCACAUGAACGUGCUUGGCUGUGCUGUGAGGCGGGCCGUCCUGGGACAGGGAUGCUGAACGGGGGGCGUGAGGGUCUGUUCGAGCUGGGCAGGCAGCUCCAGCGGGAAGGCGACUCGCAAGCCGCCCUGCACUGCUUCCUCAGCUGUCUGCUCGGCCUGACCCAUGUCCAGAGCUUCCACUCCCUGCCCAACUGCCUGCAUCAGAUUGCGGAACUCUUCAUUGAUGAGAAGAAUUAUGAGAAGGCGCUGAAGUUCAUUCAGGCAGAGAAGAUGUUCUAUGAAGUGGCAUUGAUCGAGCUCACCGCUCUGCAGGGGAGCACAGGCUCUCAGGAGGACGGUUCCCUUGGCUCUCCGGGAUGGCUCUCUCAGGAGGAGUUAUCAGAGCAGGCCUCGCAGGCCCAGGAUCUUGAAAGAUUGGCUCAGCUUUGCAUCAUGAGCAAAAGGCCCCAUCUUGCUUUAGAGUACAGCGGCAAGGCCACUAAAAUACACCAGCGGGCGUUUGGUAAUGAUCACCCCAUCACAGCCAGGAGUCUGGAGCUACUGGCCACUGUCUACGCUGAGAUCGGCAAGACAGAGUACUCAGACUCGUUGGGUCAGUGUGUGUCAGCUCUGUCAAAGAGGUUCUCUGCUGCUGAGUCAUACAGCAAUACACUCAAUGGCUUCUCUCACAGCCAUAAGGACAGACAUACUGAGCUCCGGCACAGGAAAGAAUCCCACCCACCACCAGACGCUCAAAAACCAAAGGUCAUCAACAGCAAGAUUCCUACUUCCAUCCUGAAGAGGACCAGUGUGGGCGGCAGUGAGUCAGACCCGAGCCACCGGCGGAAAACAGAGAGACGGGUUCGCUUCAGAGAGCCAGAGAUCAUCGUACAUGACAUUCCAUAUUAUGACUGUUUAGGAGCGUAUGACUCCUCCCAGAGCCGGCCCUACCUGGCCCUGCUGACUUGCCUGUUCCUGCUGCUUUCCGCACUGGGCUUGGCCCUGUACUGCACUGACCGCCGGCGGCCCCAUCGAGCCUGUGAGGACCUGCAGGCAGCGCUGGCCGUCUACCUGCUGCAGCUCAAGCAAAUCCUGUGGGGCUGCUGGAUCUGGCUCACCAUGCAGUGACCAUGCCUUGCCACUGAAGGCAACAGCGUUCUCCACCCAUACUCUUUGGAAGGAAUGCCAGUAGGUGGAGAAGAGGUGACUCAUGAGCCGCAAGCUAUGGGGACAUGGGAGAACCUGAAGCAGUCUGUGCUUUUUGGUGAAUAGGGAAGCACUUGGGGGAAAAAGGUUCAGUUUUUGUGGCUUCAAAUAACACAGCCACAAGGAAUGUUGGGAAAAGACGUUCUUCAUCCACCUUUAUGGUCCACUAUAGGUGAUCAAAGACCAUGAACUUCUGCACGCCACCUACACAUGGUGUUCUUAAGCCCUUUAUGAUGGCUCAGUUGAUGCCAUAUCAUCGUUUUUACUAAGAGGCAUAUAAAUCUCCAAUCUCUGUAGCUAUCCAUCUGUUCUUGUAGCAGUUGUGGUCAGACCGCAUUUCAUGUUUCUAAUGCUGUUUGUUGUCCCUGAUCCAAAGAAUACUUGCCUGGGAAUACUCAAUCACAAUAUCUGUGCAGUAUGUACAAAGUAUUCUUUGGAUUCAAAUCAAUACAUCAUGUUGAAUUUCACACCCACCUUAUGCAUCACCCUACAUAUCUCAGUUAUUCAAUCACCUGUGCUAGUUUUUCAUUUACUAUACAGUCUGUGAUUGUCUAUGUGCAAGAAAAACGAUAUUAUUUAUUUUACUAUUAAUCAAAUAUGCUUUGAAUACUGAAAUAUGCUUUGAAUAUUGCAUAAUUUCACUUGUAAAUAGGAAAUACUAAUGACUGUCACCUAAGUAAGCCAUGUUAAUGUGCAUAAAAUAUUUGAAUGUACCUGCAAUCGUGAAUACGAAACGGAAUGGCACAAUAGCUAUAUCUGCAUACCUACACUCAUUAUUUCAAAUGAAGGACUGUGAUGCAAAGUCAAGCACAAAUAUUUCCAUCUUUUGCAUUCACUCAAACUAGAAACAAAACUAUUUCACAAUGAAGAUGGCCAUAUUUUAUGCGAUGCCAGACUUAGUCUAUAUGGAAAAAGGGCAAAGCCAUUUUUAGUUUAGGAAAAUCCAGAUAAAAAAGAUGAUUAUUUCUAUAUUCAUGUCAGUUGAGUUCAUUUUUACAAGAACCAGCUGUACCAACUUGGCAUCAGUAUAACUAUGAUAAGUUUAUUUAUUUCACUAUUUUUAUAUGUUUUUUCUAGCUAUCCAUUUUCUAUAGUUAAUAUAAUUUAGAUUUUUUUUUACUGCUUUUAAAUUCAGUAUUUUAUCUUCGAUCUAUAUUUAACAACAUUAGUGGUGAGCAGUUUUUCAAUCAGACCUUUGUUUUAUGUCGUUUUGGAGAGGACAGAUUUUUCAACCAUUUCAAGCCAAGGACAUUUCCUUCACUCGCACAGUUACACAUUAAAUAGGUGUUCAGUACCAGCAAAAAUAAAAGUAACAAAAAAAUCCCUUUCUGUGGAUGUAAAUUCUUUAAUAUUACUCUUUGGAGCACACAGGUGAACUGAGCUAUAAAUUAAAUAUAAAUUGGCAUCAGUGGUUUAUUACUGACAUAAGAAGCUAAAAAUGACUGAGAACUAUUACACACUUCUCAAGGUAGAGUGUUGGUUGGUUUAAAAAUAAAAAGCCAAUAAGCCAAUAGCUUUGGUUGGAAGUGCUCUCUAUUUUGGAAGGCAUGAAGCACUUUAAAGUGUUUUUUGUGACAUCAGAAAUACACACACACACACACACAUCAUCUAAACCGCUUAUCCUUCGGGGUCGCGGUGGGGUGCUGGAGCCUAUCCCAGCUGUCAUUGGGCAGAAGGCAGGAUAACAUCAGAAAUAUAUUUGUAUAAUCUAUUUAGAUGAGGAAAUCCAUAUUUUACACAAAAAUGUCUGGUUAAGUUUUGCCAGUGUUGGCAAUGCCACAGCCAUCUGUAUCCAGGAGUACCAGAGAGCCAGAGAGUAGGAUGGGCCUUCUCCUCCCAUCACUCAGCACAAUGCCAGCCAAAGUCGAUGUCUGUUAGCCAACACAACAGAAUUGUCAGUUAGUGUUCUCCUUCAAGCAUGUUGAGCUGUCCAAUGACCUAGUGUUACCCUAGCAUGAUGUGAUUGCUGGUUUCACAUGUCUCUAAGGGCGCAUGUGCUAGCCUUCACCCUUCACCUUAGCUCUGUAGCAUUGUGUUGGCUAGCGAAUUGACUAUGAUUGAAUCGGAGAGAUAAAUGGGUUAAAAUUUUUAUGUAAAAUGAAAACUCCAACAAACCAGCUAACAUUGUUAAUCAUAAACAAAACUUGGUGCCAACAUGCUAAUUGGACCCCAUUACCUUUGAUUAACUGUCAGGCCAAUUAGCAUUUUUGAUCCUGUUAAUUAUUCUAUAUCCCUGGGCUACAGGAUCUAAGAAAAUACACCAGUAUAUUACAAAACACUGAGAGAAACUGAAACAAUUUCUAAUGAAAUUCCCUUCAAAAUAUACCCCAGAAGAAAUUAAUGUCUUAGACUCUUCUACUAUUUAAUUAGUUACAGUAUUUAGAUCCUUCACACUGUCUUGUGUGUGUUUUUGGGGCUGCACACACCACACAUUAAGACUCUUAGUUCUAUUGGGAUGUGAUGUAAAAUGAGCCACACAAAUGUAUAUUGUCAUAUACAGCAACUCAAAGCACUGUGAGACAUCUGGGUGGAACUAUGUGUCUGUUAAGGUCACACAAAAUAUCUGUAUGUGAGAACAACAGCAUUAAGUUAAGUAUAUCAUUGUAUAUAACUAUGUGUAUAAUUUGAGCUAUAUGCAACACACCUGUCCAUUGCAUAGCACAAUUUAAUGCUUACUCUACAAAUGUGAACUGUUUUAGUGGCAAUAUUUAGAUAAAAGGGAAAAUCAGCACAAAGGUUUGUACUUGAAUUCCCAAAGCAAUAUGAAAAACUGAAUUGGCUGUACACUGGUGGUUACUGGACAUAUACACCUAUUAAGCAAUAAAGUCUCUUCAAAUACA
Molecule: messenger RNA, 4285 nt
Organism: Colossoma macropomum (tambaqui)
Lineage: Eukaryota; Metazoa; Chordata; Actinopteri; Characiformes; Serrasalmidae
Gene: cunh14orf180
Product: chromosome unknown C14orf180 homolog
Exons: 10
Coding region: 312-1367 (351 amino acids)
Biological process (GO): positive regulation of Golgi to plasma membrane protein transport
Cellular component (GO): plasma membrane; trans-Golgi network; transport vesicle
Molecular function (GO): connexin binding
Source: RefSeq, a predicted model, not a curated record